This is a messenger RNA of Malurus melanocephalus (red-backed fairy wren), 3106 nucleotides long. RefSeq names its product ER degradation enhancing alpha-mannosidase like protein 2 (gene EDEM2). The record is from RefSeq and is a predicted model, not a curated record. Gene Ontology annotation, biological process: mannose trimming involved in glycoprotein ERAD pathway; endoplasmic reticulum mannose trimming; carbohydrate metabolic process. The transcript is spliced from 11 exons. Bases 77 to 1816 code for a protein of 579 amino acids. Gene Ontology annotation, cellular component: membrane; endoplasmic reticulum. Lineage: Eukaryota; Metazoa; Chordata; Aves; Passeriformes; Maluridae. Gene Ontology annotation, molecular function: mannosyl-oligosaccharide 1,2-alpha-mannosidase activity; calcium ion binding.
ACGGGGGACAGGGCGGGAGCGGGGAGCGCGUCCCGGUGAGGGGUUCCGUGAGGGGACCCUGUGAGGGGACCCGGCCAUGCGGGGCCCCGUCGCGGCCAUGCUGCGCAUCCUCGGCCCGCUGCUGUGCCUCUGGGCGCUGCGGCUCCCGGCGGGCACCGGCGCGGCCGGCCGCGGGCUGGACGUGGCUUCCUACCGGGAGCGGGUGCGCGCCAUGUUCUACCACGCCUACGAGCACUACCUGGAGAGCGCCUUCCCCUACGAUGAGCUGCGGCCGCUGACGUGCGAUGGACAGGACACCUGGGGCAGCUUCUCCCUGACCCUGAUCGACGCCCUGGACACCCUGUUGAUCUUGGGAAAUGUUUCUGAGUUCCAGCGAGUUGUCAGCGUGCUGCAGGAGGGGGUGGACUUCGAUAUUGAUGUCAACGCAUCUGUCUUUGAAACAAACAUUCGAGUGGUGGGGGGGCUUCUCUCUGCUCACCUGCUCUCCAGGAAGGCUGGAGUUGAAGUCGAAGCGGGCUGGCCCUGCUCGGGGCCUCUCCUGAGGAUGGCUGAGGAAGCAGCUCGCAAACUGCUGCCAGCUUUCCAGACCCCAACUGGGAUGCCCUAUGGCACAGUGAACCUGCUGCAYGGGGUAAACCCUGGGGAGACCCCAGUCACCUGUACUGCUGGAAUUGGCACAUUUAUAGUGGAGUUUGCCACCCUGAGCCACCUUACUGGUGACCCRGUGUUCGAGGACGUUGCCAGGAAGGCUUUGAAGGCACUGUGGAAAAAUCGUUCAGAUAUUGGACUGGUGGGGAACCACAUUGAUGUGAUAACUGCCAAGUGGGUGGCCCAGGAUGCUGGGAUUGGGGCAGGGGUGGACUCCUACUUUGAAUACCUGGUGAAAGGAGCCAUCCUCCUGCAGGACAAGGAGCUGAUGUCCAUGUUUUUAGAAUAUAACAAAGCUAUCAAAAAUUACACUAAGUUUGAUGACUGGUACCUGUGGGUCCAGAUGUACAAAGGAACAGUGUCCAUGCCUGUGUUCCAGUCCCUGGAGGCCUAUUGGCCAGGCCUGCAGAGCCUCAUUGGGGAUGUAGAUAAUGCCAUGCGGACCUUCCUCAACUAUUACACGGUCUGGAAGCAGUUUGGGGGCCUGCCCGAGUUCUACAACAUUCCCCAGGGAUACACGGUGGACAAAAGAGAAGGAUAUCCACUCAGGCCUGAGCUGAUUGAGAGCGCRAUGUAUCUGUACCGUGCCACCAGAGACCCCACGCUCCUGGAGCUGGGGAGAGACGCCGUGGAAUCCAUAGAGAAAAUCAGCAAGGUGGACUGUGGGUUUGCAACUAUCAAAGACUUGAGGGACCACAGGCUGGAUAAUCGCAUGGAAUCCUUCUUUUUGGCUGAAACAGUCAAAUACUUGUACCUGCUGUUUGACCCAGACAACUUCAUCCACAAUGAUGGCUCAGACUUUGAUGUGGUGGUCACACCUUAUGGGGAAUGUGUGUUGAAUGCUGGAGGGUACAUCUUCAACACCGAGGCUCAUCCCAUCGACCCUGCUGCCCUGCACUGCUGUAGGAAGCGCAAGGAGGAGCAGUGGGAGGUGGAAGACUUGAUGAGGGAAUUCUACUCACGGAAAAAAACAAAGAAAUUCACUUUAAAAAGAGCUUCUGACCACGCUGAAGGGGAACAUGCAAAAGACCCCAAAGAUGCCUCUUCAGAGAAAGCUGGAGAGAAKAGAAACUCUAAGAAAAGCUCACACUCCCUCCUGAGUUGCCCCAGUCARUCUUUUAACUCCAAGCUUGCAGUACUGGGACAGGUCUUCCUAGAUAACACCUGAUACUGUUUGCAUCAUCAGUUUAAAUUAUUUAACUUGUUUCAGGUUCUGGGAAUAUAUUUUUAUAUUUUCAUAAUGGAAACAGUGGUACCUCACAAUGUGAAUUGUAUUAUGAAGUGAAACAACUUCUCAUUAAAUUCUGCUACUGCUCCUUCAUAAGCCUUGGCUCAGGUACCAGCUGUUGAUGCUGCUGAGCUGCUGAUCUCAAAGUACUUGGCUGUGUGAAUACCAAAAAGAGAAAGAAAGGUCUACGUGUUAAAUGCACCCUUUUUAUUGCAUUUUGUGAGUUUUACAGGCUUACAGAGAGUCCCCAGCUUACUUUGCUCUGUAAAAAUGAGCCUGAGUGGUUCCCCGUCAUAAGGGGACAAGCAGGAAUUAACUGUAGCUUUACUACAACUCUGUGCUCCUUCUUUUAUCUUUGGCCACUUUAUAAACAKGUGCUUCAUGUUGAAAAAUUGCUGGCCACUGGAGUAAACCUGUUURUUUUGAGGUGGAGGCUCAGAUUUGUAGCUCUGGUAGGUGUGUUGGGCACAGGGGGAGCAGAGCACUUAGAACAUGAGAAAAUGCUCGGUCCUCCUAUUUCAGAUCAGUGUGGGUCGGUACCUCAUGCCUGAAAACCACCACUUUAGUAAAUGUCCAGCCAAUACUGAGGUGUAGGGUGUACUAGGAAAUGUUUGAUUGACUCUGCAGUGUUGCUUGCUUGCUUUCUAAAGAAUCUAAGAUGCUUAUCUUGAAAUUUCCUUCUUUUUAACUUCCCUUUGGCCAUUUAUUUCACUGUACCUGAGUCACUGCAGCCACCCCUGGGGUGCCCAGCUGCACUGAACAUGAGCUGUGCACAAGGCUUGRAAGAGAGCUCUGUCCAGGCUGAAAUUGCAGCUCUGCCUUGGUGCAGGAGGCAGCUGAACAGAUGUUCAUGAACCUCUCAGUGUUCAGCUGACUUGGCAAAUCUAAACCUUUAAAURCAUUAUUAGUGUCUUUGCAACAGAUGUGUGCAGUGACCAGAAAGGGUGGACCAAGAUAUUUUCUUUUUAAAGGGGACACCAAAAUUGGAGGCUUGCUGGAAAGUGAGCAGUCUGGAGCAAGCUGCACCCAGCUUACAGUCAUUUGAGUGGGCUGGAGGUACAGGAUAAAUAAAUCCCUGUGGACAAGGAAAUACUUAAAUACAACUGGACCAGUGCCCAGUCUGUGCUGGUGUGUGGUUGCCUUGAGAAAGUAAUUUUUUUGUUGUUUUGACCUCUACUAGUGCUGUAAAGUUAAAUAAAAUCUGUGUUUUGCCCUUCAGGGUAGAAAUCC